AUGUCAAGCUUGAUGUGGAAGAGCUUCAACCUCUGCUUCUUCAAAUUCAAGUGCUUUCCCUCAAUCGCUUUUUCCCCACCGCCGCCGGCUAUUGACGAGCUCGACCAGGACCACCGUUUCUCCGACGCCGACGUCAACAAUCCAUCAAUUUUCAAGAAUUUCAACUCCUUAUACGACGCCAACUCCUGCUGCGCCUCCGACCACCUCUCCAAAUCCCUCACCUUCUCCACCACCACCACCACCGCCGCCGGCGCCGCCACAGACGACUUCCUCUCCUCCUCCGACGACGACGACUCCGCCGACGACCCACUGCCCGACUUCACCUCCGCAUUCGCCUCCAACCGAUUCUUCCUCUCUUCCCCUGGCCGCUCCAACUCCAUCUUCGACCAUCCUCCGCCGCCGCCGGAGGAGGAAGGCUCCGGCGCGGUGGUUGGCGGCGGCGUGCCCGUAUAUACCUACUCGCCCGAUCCGUACGCCGAUUUCCGGAGAUCGAUGGUGGAGAUGAUCGAGGCCCGCAACAAGGCCGACUGGGAAAACUCGAGUACCCACGAACCAUAUCACUAG
Messenger RNA from Striga hermonthica, 564 nucleotides. The record is from the annotation of a GenBank genome assembly. NCBI's taxonomy places the organism in Eukaryota, Viridiplantae, Streptophyta, Magnoliopsida, Lamiales, Orobanchaceae.